AUUCGAUGUUUGAUAAAAUUGUAUUCACGCCGGUAGCCAGGUCGGAUAUAUAUUGCUUUUACCGUGUAGCUCAGUAGUAAAGAUACUGCCCAAAAUGUCAUCCGACCAAGCCCGAAUAAUGAUCUGGAGUACACCGAGAUCAUUAUCGACUGCGUUCACCCGUUCGAUGUCAGCCCGAGGUGAUACCAAGAUCUUCUGGGAGCCUUACCUAAACUGUUAUAGUUAUGGUCGUGAUAGAACAUUGCAUUGGGCAGAUGAUAUACCAGGAGUGAUUAAUGACAAGUACACGUUUAACUACGUGAAUGAUAUGAUGGGAAAAUUUCAAUCAGACUCAAAAGUUCUCUUCGCCAAAUGCAUGAUCGAGGGGAUCACCGGUAAUUUUGACGUCGUUGCACCUGGUUACAAACACACUUUCCUCAUCCGACAUCCACUCAAGAUGUACAGAUCCUUUGAGAAACUCUCCGAAGAUCUAGUUCCGAUCGACUACAAGACCACAUUCAAGAACAUCUAUCAAGAACUGGAGAAGUUUUACGACCACGUGAUCAAUGAGCUUGGCCAAUCAGCGCCUCCGAUCAUUGACGCUGACGAUCUUCUCGCGCAACCUAAAACGGUGCUUUCAAAGUAUUGCGAGUUGAUUGGCAUUCCAUUCACACCUAAGAUGUUAAAAUGGGAUUGUGUAGAAAAUUUCUCCGUUCUUGAUUGGGAAUGCACGGAUGUUGGAGCGAUCACAAGACCAGAACAUACUGAGGGUCUUACAAUGUCAAAGGCUUUACAGAGUACAGGUUUUGGAGAUGGCUCAAAGAAGAAAACAAAUUAUUCCAGCGAAGAUUAUUCUGAUGACGUGAAAGAGUGUGCAGAGCAUGCUUUGCCUGUAUACGAGAGAUUAUAUGACCUCCGAAUCAAAAUUUGAUGCACUCUAACAAUGCACUCUAACUUCCACACGGUCUAGUUAUACUCCAACAAAGAUAUAAGUUUAUGAUGAAAGAUUGACUUGACCUUUUUCGGGUGAUCAGAAUUAGUACCCUGACUUACUUAAGUUGGCUAUUUGAUAUUAUUUUCAUUCCGUUAAUACCUUCAAAUACUACCAUUAUCGUUUACUAUAUGAAUGCUAAGCAGUGCCCCUUCCUCAAUGAUUGUAACUGAUUCUGCCAUAAUGAUUUUUUUCCAAUAUGUAGAUCGUGUAAUUCCAUUCCUGCUGAUCUAUGAAUAAUAUAUUCUAUCAAUAUUCAUCUUUGUUAAGACUUGUCUUAGCUUUUUCUCUCGUAUGCUGUUUGUAUUAACACUGUUGCAUCGCUUGUACAUGUUUGGGUUAUUCAAUUAUAUUCACCGUAUUAUUGGACAAAAUAUUAUAUCAUGAUUAUGUGUUUUAAUGUUAUGUGAAUAAAUGAUAUGAAUAUAAGUUAUUCUUAUCAUUCAGGACUAAGAUAAUAAACAUUAUACCCUGAUAUUAUCAUGUUAAGUUAUGUUCGAAUGAAUUAAAAAGAUGAUCUGGCGAAUGAAAAAAAAAAGUUAUGACAUGAUUAAUUUGGAUAUUUGAAGGGACUGGAUACUGUUAGCACUAACUCUGUCAAAAGAGAUCCUAUAAGAACCAUAAAUAAAUGCGACCUUUCUCCUUCUGUGAUCAAAUAUUAUCUGAUAUUAUAUUGACAUAAAGCUGGGUUGGUAAACAGCAUCUAGAACCGAUACAUAUUUUUGUUACACUCUACAUGUGCUAGUAGCCUUAGUGAGUAUACUGCUAUAUCUUCGUCUUAAAGUAAGUGCUGUUUCGAUUAUUUUUCCUAUACUAACUUAUUGUUAAAGAUGGCUUCAAAGGUGCUAUAAAAUAUGAGAAACAAAUAAUGAAAAAGCUUUGGCUUUCAGUUUGAAACACUAGUAUAUUUCAUCGUACUGUACCAUACUUCUUCCGUCGUUGAAUAACGUGCUUGUGUUUGUGCUUUCAACAUUUUCUUACCUCCUAAUAUAAAUAGAUUUAUGCUUUCACAUAAUAGGUUAGUGUUAGUGGAAA
Molecule: messenger RNA, 2005 nt
Organism: Lytechinus variegatus (green sea urchin)
Lineage: Eukaryota; Metazoa; Echinodermata; Echinoidea; Temnopleuroida; Toxopneustidae
Product: branched-chain-amino-acid aminotransferase-like protein 2
Exons: 3
Coding region: 95-910 (271 amino acids)
Source: RefSeq, a predicted model, not a curated record